Messenger RNA from Frankliniella occidentalis (western flower thrips), 3166 nucleotides. RefSeq names its product zinc finger protein 572-like. Gene Ontology annotation, cellular component: nucleus. Gene Ontology annotation, molecular function: RNA polymerase II transcription regulatory region sequence-specific DNA binding; DNA-binding transcription factor activity, RNA polymerase II-specific; zinc ion binding. The coding region runs from base 255 to 2792 and encodes 845 amino acids. The transcript is spliced from 5 exons. NCBI's taxonomy places the organism in Eukaryota, Metazoa, Arthropoda, Insecta, Thysanoptera, Thripidae. Gene Ontology annotation, biological process: regulation of transcription by RNA polymerase II. The record is from RefSeq and is a predicted model, not a curated record.
UUGGCGGGAGACUGCGUUGGUUGGCAGCACUGUUAUCGUGUGUGGAUCCUGCUGACAGCCACUUAUGUUAUUGUGGCACAACAUACCCUGUUUUCUGAAAGCUUGCGCAAAAUUGUGUCUAUGAGUGACGUCUUAAGCUCUCGCUUUGGUUAUGGUUGUGGUGGUCUGAGGAGUCCAUGAAUUGACCCACCCUGAACAUUUUCUCCUUGUCAUAUUUUUUGUUCUAAUGUAAAUUUCAAGGAUUUCAUUGUACCAUGGCUCUUGACGUUCAAAUAUCGUUUAGUUGGACUAACUACUGUCGGCUGUGUCUUCUGGACAAUGGCAUUAUGUUACCUUUAUUUGAAGGAGAGGGGCAACAUCGUAAGCUGAGCCACAAAAUUGAAACCUGUUUGCAGUUAGUGACCUAUGAAGGUGACCCCUUGCCACGCAAAAUCUGUCAUACAUGCCUCUCCAAAGUCACCCAAAUGUAUGAUUUCCGAUCAAUGGUAUGGGCCUCAUAUGAAAGGUUAAAACCUAAACUACUACCUCUGCAACAUGUUCCUGAAGUUCAAAAGUAUCUCUUAAAAGCUGAUAGUCUGCAAAAAAAAUUAGACUCCAGCUCUCAUUGGAGCCAGUGUUCUACACCAAUCCCAUCAACUUCCAAAAUGAGUGGGACAGAUCGUCUUCCCCUGAUUCGUGUCAAAUCUGAGGAAGAGUUAAUGCAAGCCCCUGACUGUUCAUCUUGGCCAUCAUCAACUCUGUUCUCACAGCUGGAGUCAACUGUGACAGAGCCUUUCUUGUCAAGUACAUCCUUCAUCAGCUCAUCAAUCACAUCAGACUCCAACAUUCCUGCCAUGGAAUCAGCUCUGCCUUCUGACUAUCAGAGUGAUUUUGUUGGCAUGCAACCUGAAACUUUAAAGAGGAAAAGGCUUUCUCAUACUUCAGACACUAACUGUGACAGAGUCUUGUCUCCUGUGUUGAAAAAAACUAAGGGUAAAAGAAAGCAACUUGCGGGGCCUUUAUCUAGAAAGCAGCUUGCAGGGCCUUUAUCUCGAAUGCAAAAUCAGAAGUUAAAGUCAAUAUGUGUGUUUUGUCAGUCACAUUUCUCCAGCAAGCAAUCCUUGAAUACUCAUCUUGAAACAUGUUUGAGUUGUUCAACAUGUCAACAAGUGUUUUCUUCACUUGCUGACAAAGCCAUGCAUGAGGCUGAAAAACAUGUUUCUGUGUAUAUAGAUUGCAACCAAAAGCAUUUGAGUAAGCAUUGCUCUCAUUGCCCUGCCCAGUUUGCAUCUAGUGUGAUGUUAACUAUGCACAUCAAAGAAGAACAUUCCUCCCCCUCAAUACAAAAUCCUGAUGAUCACCUCGACGUGAAACCACCACGCUUGCUAGAAACAGGUAAUUCAUCCUAUUCAUCCUAUAUGUCUUCGGAAAAGAGUCACUUUGACUGCAAAGAUACAAGUGAUUCUGAAGAUCACCCCCUGUCUGAUUUUAAGAAGAUUGGAAAGUCAUACCAUCAGCAAAGUAGCGCUCAGAUGAAUAAUGAGUCUGUAGUCACCCAUGAUAACCAUAUUUGUAAGUUGUGUAAUGAGACCUUGCCUAGUGCUCUUGAUUUAGAGGAGCACAUCAAAAAAAUUCAUGGAAGGUUUAAGUGUCCACAUUGCGAAGACUCUUUUAGUUCCAAACCGGGAUUAAAUUCCCAUCAGAAAUUCCACGUGUAUAGGGCCAAAAAAAAAGGGAAAUUACGAGAGAGCAAAAGCAGCAUUUUAAAAGAUCUACUUGUCUCUUCCAAGAAGCCUUUUCAGUGUGAUUUUUGUUACGAAGACUUCGAGGAAGAGGAUGCAUUUAUUUUGCACCUCUAUGUUCAUGCCACCGAACACUCAGAUGAUGAAAGUAUACCCGUGAAAAAAAAUAGGAAAAGUACUGGGGACUUAAAAAAAUCAGUGGCUUCUAAUGUUAUUGAAGAAUCUGAUAAUCCUGUUGAACAAUUUAGUGUUAAGUGUGAACGCUGCCAUGUUGUGUGUCGGUCCAAAGAAUAUUACAAAAUUCAUCUUGCUACUCACAUGAGCAAAGCGAAAACAAAUUUUCCUUGCAGUGGUUGCAACCAGGAUUUCCGUAAUGUAGAAGCACUGAAUAGGCAUACUUGUUGUGGUAAACUAGAGAAUAUGCAAGUUUGUUGUUUGGAUUGUGGACAAGCCUUGGUGAAAGGUGCAGACCAUGUCUGUGACAACAAAUGUCCAGUGUGUGAAAAGGUGUUUAAAUCUGCCAGAGGACAAAGGCUGCAUUUUACUUCCAAACAUAAGCCAAAACUGCUUGUUGAAGAUGGUUAUGAUGAUCAACUUCAGGAAACUAAUUCUGCCGACAAAGAGUACCAGGAGGAGAUUGAUAAAUUGCAUGAAGAGAAUGAGCUGUCAACUUCACCAUCUAUUAAUGAAUCAUCUGUUGCUACAUUUAGUGGAAAAAACUCCUCUGCCCCACAUUACAGUGCGAAUGAGUCUCCAGACUCUCACUCAAGUAGAAAUAUGUCUCCUGACUCACGCCCUUGUGGAAGUGAGUCUCCCACUACACACAUCAGUGGAGAUGACCUUUCUCAUGUGAGUGACUCUGAUGCAGACAGCUCAAUUGGAGAAAGUCCAUUGAGGGAAAGACUCCCUCCUGAUGGGGCAGCUUUGGAACCAUUGUCUGUCCAUUUGGAACAAAUUGAGAAGAAUGCUCUCCUCUCAACUGCUCAUAGUUCAGGUGAUGAGGCUGUACCGUUUAUUAAAGAGCCUCUCCAUCCAAGUUCUUUUAGUAGUGGCAUAUUAUCCAAUCUGUGAAUGUGUUAAAGUAUUUGCCGAAUCUCUUUAUUUUUUUUUUUGAUUAAAAAGUUUUAAGAUGUUUUCACAUGGAAAUGUUAAAGUGCAGAUUAUUGCCAUUGUUAAAUUUAAUUUUCUCCUGUUCCUUUCUAAAAUUAUGAAAUUAGCAUUUGUGUAAAAUCAUUUCUCUUUUAUUUAAAUAACUGCAGAAAAAAUCAUAUUUGUAAAUCAUCCUGUUGUAAUAUUUUUAAAAUUAAACAUUUUACUUGAUUUAUGUGUUAGUACUUGUAAGUUACCUUUUUUCAGAACUACCAAAUCUGUAUCAAGUUUCUCUGAUAUUUUAGAAUGCGUACUUCAUUUCUGGUUUAAGAAUAUACUCUCAAUUUUUUUUCCUA